This is a messenger RNA of Brienomyrus brachyistius, 3455 nucleotides long. RefSeq names its product outer dynein arm docking complex subunit 1 (gene odad1). NCBI's taxonomy places the organism in Eukaryota, Metazoa, Chordata, Actinopteri, Osteoglossiformes, Mormyridae. The record is from RefSeq and is a predicted model, not a curated record. Bases 645 to 2375 code for a protein of 576 amino acids. Gene Ontology annotation, cellular component: axoneme. The transcript has 15 exons. Gene Ontology annotation, biological process: outer dynein arm assembly; cilium movement.
CUGAAAUUACUACAUUAACCAAAUUUAAUUUUUAAUCUACAAGAAAUUAAUAGAAUGUACAAAACAAUUAUACUGCGUGAUGGGUGUUAAAUAAAAAAUACACGAUUUACAGAACCGAGGAUCGGUGGUCCCGCGUCUUCCUGGAAACGGUUGCUAACAACAGAUACAGCUGGCGAGUUUAACUCACGCUAAACUUCUUAAUUGGAUAGACAACUAACACUAAGGGAAUCGCAAGCAAGGAAAACAGGAACGUGUUUGAUUCUCACAGGUAAUGCUGUUUAACUUGCUACUACGUUACAUUUCGUUAAGAUACAUUUCUGUAGUUAACAGUAUAUACGGGUUUUCUAUCGCCGAAGUUUGACUGGAUGACAGCUAGUUUAGCUAGGAAAGAUAUAUAAUGAGGUUGAUUAAUAGUGCCAUGAUUCUCUUUUCAUCUGAUGCAUAGCUGGCGACAGUGCUGGGUAUGUUGCGUAUUAUCAAAGAGCGGCUGCUUGUGCAGGGAGCGCGUCAGUAUUACGGGAGAAAUGAGUGUCCGAAGUGCGCCGUUCGCGUCAUGUCUAAUACAGGAGGGGUGCCUCUGGUGCUAAUGACAGAUACCACAAUGGAGAACAGAGAGACAACAGCCAUGUAAUAAUUUCACCGCCAUGCCGCGUGGAAGAUCAGCAGUGAGCAUCCACUCCGACAGCAGCGAUGUCGACAUCGAUGGCGUUGCGGACUCUGAGAUGGCCAAACUCCUCAGGCAGUUCCGGAUCAUGGAAGGAGAUCGACAGGCGUAUGGUGUUCAGGCGCAGGAGCUGAUUCGGCGACAGCGGCUGGAGAUCGAGAAGCUGCAGAAGGAGCAGCAGGAUCUACAGCACAGCCUGCGUGCGUCGGAGAGUCUGUCCCAGCGGCAGAGAGAUGUCGCUGCUGCACAGGCCAUGCGCGGCCUGCUGGAACGCUGCGAUGGGGUGGAUGCACAGCUGGAGCAGGAGAGGCAGAGGCUUGCACAGAUGGAGCAAGAGAUUGUCAGUACUGAGAGGCAGCUAACAGCUGUGAGGAGAUCAGGGAACUCUGCAGAUCCUCAGCUGAGAUCAAAGGCAUACCAGAAAGAGAAGGUCACACGGACCCUGGAGAACAAGCUGGACCGAGCCCUCGUCCGCUUCAAUGAGCAGUUGGGCAAAAAUACGCAGUUGAGAGCGGAGCUGGAGACCCUACGUGUGGAGCGAAUCCGAUUCCAACAUCUGCAGCGCAAGCUGGACAAGGAGCUACAGGACAUCCACAGGGACAUAGGGGAGGUGAUCAACCAGUCCACCAAUGCCUAUGAUUCCAGGGUGGAGGCACAGUCCAAGAUGGUCAUUCUGAAGGAGAAGGCGGUGAGGGAUCUGACCCAGUACAGCGCAGAGAUGAAGGAACUGGAGAGGAACAUGGCCCACGAGCAGGACUUGAAGGUCUUCAUGAGCACUAAGAGCAAUGAGAGGAACAUUCAGGAAGGAGGUCUGAGGCCUGGUCGUCGUCAAGGGUCAGAGCCACAGGAGCAAAGGCGGGCGGAUUCAAGGGAGCUGACCAUGGACUCUUUGGAGGAGAUGUUCCUCAAGAUCCACAGUGUGACAGGAGAGGAGGAUCUGGAGCUAUUGGUUACCAAGUUUAUCCAGGUGGAGGACCGCAACUUUGCCCUCUUCAAUUACAUCAACGAGCAAAACAAUGAGGUGGAAGCUCUGCAGGACCAGAUCGGCCAGGUUCAGCGGGAGAUGGAGGAGUUUCAGGCAGAGGGGCGGGCGCAGGAAGCGAAGCGACACAGCCGCCUGAGGGACUUCGAGGCAAAGCUGCGUGAAGCAGAGUCGCAAGCACAGGCCUUCGAGAGCCAGGCCACGGCAGCCAGCAAGAUUCUGGACCAGCUCAAGACAGGGGUGUGCCAUCUCUUCCAUGAGCUUAACUGCGACCGUUCAGUGAUCGAGGACAUGCUGGACUCCUCUGCCGGGAUCACGGACAACAACAUCAUGAACUACUUGACUAUGGUGGAACAGAAGACCAAUGAGCUCCUCACCAUUCAGGCCUUCCUCAGCUCCAAGGACAUCGAUAACGAAUAUGAUGCAAAAGAUGUGGCUCAGAUCCUGCUGGGUCAGGGUCCAGACAUGCCAUCCCAGAACGUGCUGGUCCAACCGCCAGGUUCUGGGGAUGGUUAUGACACAGAAGAAUCCCUCUUGACUGACGAAGACGAACGACCUCUGACCCGCCAAGAGCUCCGCCAGCGAAUCAUGAAGGGAGUCCUGAGGAAGGACAGGGGCAUCCGUUUGGCCGUAGGGAAGGAAUCCAGAUCCUCGAGGAUCGACUUGGUGUCCAGCAGUCACCUGCGGUUUCAAGAAGCUGAUGUUACCAUCUCGCCCCCUCCUUGCUGAGAGCACGAUUUUCCCUCCCCAUGAACCCACCGCGGAGUACACCCAGGCCCCCAGAGUCGUACCAUCCCAGAGCAGGUCCAGGAGACCAGAAGGCUUCAUUGCCAUCUGUCCAUUAAUCAUUAAUCUAUUACUUUUGGCAACUGUCACAUUGGAUGAUUACAGAAAGGAGGUUUGCAUUUGAUUCAUCAGACGUUUACUGAAAUGAGAAAAAGAGAGGUUCCAUUAGCUCAUCAACGUUUGUUUAGCAACCCAAGGUCAAAACAGACAAAUAAUACAGCUGAGCUUUGGGCCAAUCAGAACACAGUGUGGUAGUUAUGUGUCCAAAUGUGGACCCACCGUUGUUGUCAUGGUGAGAGCACAGUUCACAAUGUGAGCCACACACUUCCCAAGUGUCCUUUAUAAAAUAAAUAGACAUGGCUGCACAUAUGGUGCAGUACUACUUCACAACACUAGGGGGAAAUAUAAUCCUUGUGUGAACUAAACCUGUAGUAUUCAAUAGAAUGUUCAAUAGAUAGAUAGAUAGAUAGAUAGAUAGAUAGAUAGAUAGAUAGAUAGAUAGAUAGAUAGAUAGAUAGAUAGAUAGAUAGAUAGAUAGAUAGAUAGAUAGAUAGAUAGAUAGAUAGAUAGAUAGAUAGAUAGAUAGAUAGAUAGAUAGAUAGAUAGAUAGAUAGAUAGAUAAUUACAACAAUUAAAGUGUCGAAUACAAAUGGUGCGUUUCUUGUUAUUUCAGCUUGUCUUUAAGACAGAUUUUUAAUGCAUAUCUUAAUAAACAUACAUUCAUGUCCUGCAAGUAAAAAAUAAACAAAGAAGGAAAGUCACACUAACACUAUAGCAUUUUUGCCUCUGUGGGUUUGAGUGUGACUCUGUGUCAUACCCGGCUCGUACGACGCCACGCCCCCUGAUUAUCCACGCGUGCUUCCCCGAUCGUACCCAGCUGUGUCUGAUUAUGUUAGCCCAGUCUUGUGUAUUUCAGUCCGUGUCUUGCCUUGGUUCCCUGUCCAUCAUUGAUGUUGUCAAUGUCCAUACGCGUAGUCUCUCCCAUUCAACCCUGUGCCCUAAUAAACCCCGUUGUUCCCCGAA